CGACCAACACAUCCAUCCCACCCAUCCAUCUCCUGCUUCACCACCUACUCUACAUCCCUCCUGCAACUCACAACGUGUGUAUGGGGUUGCACCCCCAUCCCACAGCCCACGCUCCCUUACACCUUGUCUUCCUUCUCCUGUGCAAUGUCAUCAUCAUCAGCAACAACAACCACAACAACCACAACAAUGGCGUCGUCCGCCUCGGCGACCCUCGCCAAACCCCCAGCGCGUAGCCGCUCGCCCACCCCCGGCGACCACGGCGGCAGCAGCACAACACCCCGCCCGUCAUUCACCCUGCACAGGAUAGACACGACUACGGCAGCAUCGUCGAGCAGCUGGAGCGCACCCGAUCGCCGAUUCUCGUCGUCGCACUCGCGUCAUGGAUCGCGCGCCGGGAGUCUCGACUUUCAGGAGAAGCCUCGCCUUCUCCCUAUAGAUAUCGGCGCGGCGCACCACCACUCUCACACCCACUCCCACACCCACACCCCCUCGCCGCUCGCCUCAUUCCCCCCCGCAUGGAGCCACCCAGCAGAAUCGCAGCUCCCACCUCGCAGUCGCCCACCCCUCCGCAGAAUGGUCCUCACGGCGCUACGCGAACGCCUCUGCGGUUCCAAGGGCGGUGCCCUCGGUCGCGGGCUCAUCAUCGGAUGGGUCGUGACGACAUUGGGCUUCCUCGCCGCCACUGCGUUCUGGAAGGGAGAGCUCUUCUCUGCCCUCGACGAACUGAGCAAGAACCUAUACGAAAUGGGCUACCAGGGCUUACUCGUAUUCGGCGUGCUCAUCUUCAUCACAACUAUCCCGCCCCUCCCACUAUACUCUACGCUCAUUGUGCUCUCGGGAUACACUUUCGGCGUGUGGUACGGCUUUGUGGCAAGCUACAUUGCAUCACUGGUCGGUGCAGUCGUCGUGUUUGUCGUGUCGCGGACACUGCUGCGUGACACGGUGACCAAGUGCCUUGCCUCUUCCCCUACCGCCACCUCGCUUCUCCAGAUCAUCCCUCAGAACCCUCACCUGCUGCUCCUCAUCCGAGUGGCCCCUUACCCCUAUAACCUGCUCAACGUGGUGCUCGCAUCUGCGCCCACGCUCUCACUGCAGACCUACACGGCGUGCACCGCUCUGUCGUUGUGUAAACUGGUUCUACACACAUGGAUCGGCGCCGGCAUUCACGACCUGUCGGCGGCGUACAAUGCCUCGCCCGAUGGCAGCAACGGCGGCAACUCGACCCAAAAGGAACCGUCUGAAGACGACCUUCACCGCGACCGCGUCAAGGCCGGCGCUACUUGGGGCGGCAUUGCUCUGUGUAUUCUUCUUUUCGUCUACCUCACCCACAUUGCCAAGCGGGAGAUUGCAAAGGCUCAGGACGAGCAGCGGGUGGUGAGGGAGGAGGAGGUGGCCUUCCUUACACCGCUGGGCGAGGCGCGCGACUGUGAUGAGGAGGACAGUGCGUGUUAGGUGAGCCGGAGCUGUCGGAGCACGCGUGCGCAGACAGCGGCAGCAGCCAUCACCUCUGCAGCACGCCGGUAGAUUAUUUCCUUGUUUUUCAGGGCCGAGGGCCUUGUACGUUGUACAAAUUCUGCAAACGUGGACUAUGCG
Vanrija pseudolonga is the source of this 1593-nucleotide messenger RNA. It is a transcript of the gene tvp38, whose product is annotated as Golgi apparatus membrane protein tvp38. Bases 145 to 1452 code for a protein of 435 amino acids. Gene Ontology annotation, cellular component: Golgi membrane. The record is from RefSeq and is a predicted model, not a curated record. The transcript is spliced from 3 exons. NCBI's taxonomy places the organism in Eukaryota, Fungi, Basidiomycota, Tremellomycetes, Trichosporonales, Trichosporonaceae. Gene Ontology annotation, biological process: mitotic spindle elongation; vesicle-mediated transport.